Molecule: messenger RNA, 626 nt
Organism: Dentiscutata erythropus
Lineage: Eukaryota; Fungi; Glomeromycota; Glomeromycetes; Diversisporales; Gigasporaceae
Source: the annotation of a GenBank genome assembly
CUACUAAAUUUAUAAAUAAACUUGAUGCUAAUCCAACAAAGAUUAUGGAAGAUUAUUCAAGAAAUUGUGGCUGGUUAUCUGGUGAACCUGUCUCAAGCUAUUGGAAGGUUGAUUCUAGCUGGGCUCGUAUGGCAGAACUUUUCGAUGUGCUAGAUAAUGUUAAUAAUGGCAGAUGUGAACACACUAUUGUUAACAAAGACGCAAAUGAAGCUAACGUUAGUAAAGUUGUGUUACAAAAUGAUCUUGAUGAAAAACUUGUAGUACACGAUAGCAUUAUUAUUUUUGAAAAAGUCCUGAUCGUAACAUCUAGUCAAGAUGUACUGGUUAAAGAACUAUCUUUCAAGCAGCUUUCUGAAUCUGAUCAAGAUCUUUUACAGAAUUUUCAUAUUAAGAUUAAUAAACUUGCAAAUAAAUUAUAUACUAUUUGUAAGGAGUAUUUUCCAUCGAUUGAGCUUAUAGGCGUAAGAAAAGAGUGUUAUUGCUGUUAUUAUAAUACUAAAGAUAUUAUAAAAAAAUUCUUAGAAAAAAACAAUAUGAAUCCAGGUAAUGUACUUGAAGAAUUACAGGGGCUUACUAAGAUAGAAGAAAUGUUAAUUGCACAAAUUUUUCCUGUAUUGUCUUCAUAG